AUGGUAGCAUGGUCGGUCUUCUUGUAUGGAUACCUGGCUGUGGUGGGCGCGUGUGUGGCCUUUGGCUCGUUUGGCGUGCCGACCAAGAGCGCGGCGGUGGCGGCGGCCAAGGUCCACCCGGUGGCCUUCCAGAUCUACUACUCGCUGGCCAUCUUUGUCUCGGCCUGGGGUGUCCUCCUCUACAACCCGUUUGUCUUUACCUGGUUUGGCUUUGCUGGUGCUGCCAUCUGGACUCCAUCGUCUAUCCUUGCUCUCGCUGCCAUUUCCGACGCCGGCCUCUCGGUGGCUCAGACUGUCUGGUCUGGUACCACCAUCAUGAUCUCGUUUCUCUGGGGCGCUCUGGCCUACCACGACAAGGUCUCCUCGCUGCCGCUGGCCAUGGUUGCGCUCGCCACCCUUCUGUGUGGACUUGUUCUGCUCGCCUCGCUCCACUCUUCGCUGAUGGCGGGCGUCCACGCCUGGCUCGGCUUUGCUGUCGACGACGAGUCGCUGCGACCGCACCGGCCUGGCGAUGUACGGGCGGCGGCCCCGCUGGUGGCUGCCGAAGCACCUGCAGUCAAUGUCAGCGGUGGACGGGGGUUGGAUGAUGCUUAUGCGAGUGCAGGCGGGGGUGACGGCAAGCCGCUGGCUAAGCUUGUGCGCGGCGUGGUCUUUGCGCUUGUUCUGGGAGUGCUGAACGGGUCGCUGAUGGUUCCGCUGCGCGAGACGCCCAAGCGGGCGUCGGGCAUCAACUACAUUAUCUCGUUCUCGAUCGGUGUUGUGAGCAUCACACCGCUGCUGGCGCUGGGGUACAUGGCGAUCAUGCGAGCGCCGCUGCAGUUGCACUGGCGGGUGGCGCUCGGCCCGGGCCUGCUGACGGGCCUGUUGUGGCAGAUCGGCAACUACUGCUCCAUCUACGCCACGCUCUAUCUCGGUCUCACCAUUGGUUAUCCGCUCACCCAGCUGGCGCUCCUUGUCGCAGGCCUCUGGGGCUGGCUCUACUACGGCGAGCUUCCACAGGCGCGGCACGUCGCCCACUUUUGGCUUGCCGCAAUCGUCGUCCUCGGCGGAGCCGCGCUCCUUGCCAUCGCCGGAUAGCUUUCUUCCUUGCCUACCCGUCUGCUCUUCAUCCGCCCACAUUGAACAUCGCGCGGGAG
Thecamonas trahens ATCC 50062 is the source of this 1136-nucleotide messenger RNA. RefSeq lists its product as uncharacterized. Gene Ontology annotation, cellular component: membrane. NCBI's taxonomy places the organism in Eukaryota, Apusomonadida, Apusomonadidae. Gene Ontology annotation, molecular function: carbohydrate transmembrane transporter activity. The record is from RefSeq and is a predicted model, not a curated record. Bases 1 to 1077 code for a protein of 358 amino acids. The transcript is spliced from 2 exons. Gene Ontology annotation, biological process: carbohydrate transmembrane transport.